AUGGACAGUUGGACAAAGCAUGCACUACGGACUACCUCCCCUGAUCCCCUCACUUGUCAUUCUAUUGCUCCGUCUCCUCUUCGUCGACAUCAACUACAAUUUCUCACUCUCUUGAUCCCUCCGCCGUAUCCUCUAUCCUCGCCGGAAAAUCAGGCCGCCGGUAUCCACCCGCCGCCCGCCUGUUUAUCGCUGAGAUGGGGGAUCAAAUGAAUCAACCGGAGCCGAGAAUUGAGGAGGAAAUGGAGAAAGUGGUGGAUCAAAUUAAAGAAUUGCAGGAAGCAGCGUCAUCUUUGAUUUCUAUGUCAUCGAGGGAAGAGAAAAACCUUCAACAUCGUGCUCUUUCACUUGAUGCAUCCAUUGCCAAACUUCGUUCCUCCAUCAGUUCUCUCACAUCUGAUGGCCGCAUGGAUCCCAAGCUAGCUGAAAAGCUCGAGGAUGAGUUGAAUAAAGCAAAAUGCAUUCUUGUUGAUGGAGAUGCUUCUUCUUUUCUUGCUGGCAAAGUUGACAGUCGGUUCUUAAAGAUGUUUCUUGGUCCUAUUAAUGUGCGAGCUAUUAGGAAGGAUGUGCAGUUUAAAGUGAAAGAGGAAUAUAAUAGUUACAAGGAUAGAACUGCCUGCUUGUUUCUUCUCUUGCCAUCAAUUCUACUGAUUCUUAGAUCGUGGAUGUGGGAUGGCUGCAUGCCUGCUUUUCCGGUUCAAUUGUAUCAGGCUUGGCUUUUAUUCCUCUACACAGGUUUGGCUUUAAGAGAGAACGUCUUAAGAGUGAAUGGGAGUGACAUUCGUCCUUGGUGGAUUUAUCAUCAUUACUGUGCAAUGGUAAUGGCCCUCGUGAGCCUUACUUGGGAAAUAAAAGGCCAACCUGAUUGUGCUCGAAAGCAGAGAGGGGUAGAACUUUUCCUACAAUGGGCCAUGAUGCAAGGAGUUGCAAUGUUAUUGCAAAACCGAUACCAACGGCAGAGGCUAUACACUCGCAUUGCACUUGGAAAGGCAAAGAGAAUGGAUGUUGUAUGGGGAGAAUCAACUGGAGAGCGUGGCCAGCUUUUGCUGCUUUGCCCUAUACUUUUCAUUUUACAGGGCUUUGAGGCAUAUGUUGGAUUGUUGUUGCUUCGAACUGCUUUUGUUGGAGUUGAAUGGCAGGUUGUUUUCUGUGGAUUUCUCCUGGUUUUGAUGGCAAUUGGGAACUUUGUGAACACGGUGCAAAGUUUACUUGUGAAAUCGCGAGUUAAGGCGAAGAUAAAACGGAGUAAAAGUAAGCUGCAGAUAGAUCAGGAAUGAAAUUUCUGAAAGUUAUAAUAUUUUCUAUACUCUUCUUUUUUAAAUGUAUAGUAUUGGUAUGUUGGGUCACUUGCCUGUGUUCUGUAUGUGCUGUAGGUUUUCUUAAGUUAUUCGUCUCAAUAGGGAAAAAUACAUAUACAUAGAAAAAGAGAUCAAUGUGUAUGAUCGUUAGUUUACCACAAACUACUUCCAUUUUUGAGGAGAUUGCCUGGAUUACAAUUGUAUCAGUGAACAAUAAAAUGGGUGUUUCCCGUUCUUGAA
Molecule: messenger RNA, 1535 nt
Organism: Spinacia oleracea (spinach)
Lineage: Eukaryota; Viridiplantae; Streptophyta; Magnoliopsida; Caryophyllales; Amaranthaceae
Exons: 11
Coding region: 195-1274 (359 amino acids)
Cellular component (GO): membrane
Source: RefSeq, a predicted model, not a curated record